UUUAAGUAACAAAACAUGAGUAUAAUUGAAUGGAUUUUAACUUACACCAAGUACGAUGUCUGGAAACCACUGUCCCACAACAACAGCCGGCAUCAAGCGUCGUGUGGUGAGUUCCAUUUGAAUGAAUGUACAAUCUCGCUGACCAGACUCGACCGACGACGACGAUCCCCUCAAAAAGAUUUGCAGCGUGUGAGCGAGCAGACGUGCGAAACAAACAGCCAAAUUAUGCAGAUUGAGUGGAUCAUCGUGUUAACGAGCCUAAUAGCUGCGGCAUCUGCGGGCUGGAGGCUUCAGACGGUCGAUGACCUUCUGCGCAAUCGUAACAAAUGCAUCAAGAUUCUGAACAUGCAGGAUGAUCUACAGGAAGAAUUCGGCCUGUUCGACUUCCCCGACCAGGACUCGGCCAAGUGUGUCAUCAAGUGCAUCAUGAACAGGAUGGGACUGUUCAACGACAAGCGCGGUCCGCACGUAGGUCGUCUCGUAAGGCAGAUGAAGUUCGCGUCGGUGUCUUCCACCAAGGAAAUUCGCGGUGAAAUCCUCAACUGUGCCUACCAAGACAUGGAAAUGGAUCCCGAGGAUGUUUGCGAGCGGGCCUAUGCGCUGUAUCAGUGCAUCCAGAACAGUAACCUUCUGCUUAUGAAGUCACCCGGAUCGAUAAACACUUGAAAGAUGCCGCCGCUGAACGGCGUGCCUCGGAA
Messenger RNA from Aedes albopictus (Asian tiger mosquito), 698 nucleotides. RefSeq names its product general odorant-binding protein 99a. The transcript has 2 exons. Gene Ontology annotation, molecular function: odorant binding. Bases 16 to 666 code for a protein of 216 amino acids. Gene Ontology annotation, biological process: sensory perception of smell. The record is from RefSeq and is a predicted model, not a curated record. NCBI's taxonomy places the organism in Eukaryota, Metazoa, Arthropoda, Insecta, Diptera, Culicidae.